AUGCCGACCCUGGACGAGGGCGGCCUGGCGGUCCGGCAGCUGGGAGGGGACCCCAAUCGUGGGCUCCACAUCCCUGGCGCCACACCGGACCGCCAGCAGCGUACCAGCCAAGGUCCCGGGGAGCCAAGACCCGGAGGUUCGGCCCCCGCCAGGAAAGGAAAGGAGAAGGUGCCGGUGCCGGAGCACCGGCACAAGGACAAUGCGGGUGCCGCCCCGGCUCGAAGGAGCGACGAGGACAAGGGGGCGGCGCCCGCGCGGAGCGGCCAAGCUGAAGGGAGCAAGUUCCUCACUUCGGACGCCACAAGCACGUCCACCGGAGCCGCCUCAGCUAGGGGGUCUGGCCCCCAGCCAGUACCAACAGCAGCCGAACCCAGUGGUCCGGAACCAGAGGCCGCCACACCCCCGAGGCCCGAACCCAUCCCGGAGGAGGAGACUGCCAGACCUGUUGCGUCAACCGAGGCGCCAGCAGCAGCAGCAGCACUGGACGCGGUGGUGGAGCCACCUCCAGCUGGACCAGUGGCGGCAGUCGAGGCGACAGCGCCGGAGGAAGCGGCACUGGAGGUAGCGGCAGUACCGGAGGUGGCGGCGACGCCAGAGGGAGUGAUGGCGCCGGAGGCGGCGGCACCAGAGGCAGCGGCGGCGGAGGUCACAGAGGUCACUAGCAGCACCACUCCACCUGUGCAGGAGGGGGAGCCGGAGGUGGUGCCGGGGAGGCAUCUUCUUCGAAGUCCAGCAGAGGUCCCGCUCCCCUGCCUCUUUGCCAAGAGCCUGCAGGUUCACGAGGAGCUGGAGACUGGCAUCCGCCGAGAGUGGGAGAGGUUGGAGGCGGAGUGCGACCGGCUCCUCGACUGGGAGCAACGCCUGGGGGACCGCAUCAAGUCCGUCACCGCCCGCUACGCUGAUGAGCGCGCCAAGCUCAUGCUGGAGCGUGAGCUCCUGCAGGAGCAACUGCAGCAGGCUCUCAACCGGGAGGCGGCAGCGGCCCAACGGGAGAGAGCGGCCGCACGGCGGGAGGCGCAUGCCCUCGAGCGGGAGCUCCUGGCGGAGACGAGGGUGCAAGCGGCCGCGGAGCGGGAGAAGACCUCCCUGGAGUUGGCUGACCAGGCCAAGAAGGUGGUGGAGAUGACCGCGGCACAGGAGGCCACUCUUGCAGAACUGGUGGCAGCCACGGCAAAGAGGGAAGAAAGGCUCGCCGCCCGCGAAGCAGAGGAGGUGUCCCGGCUCGAGGAACUCCAGGAGCGGGAGGCGGCCGUGGAGAAGGAGCUGGCGGCCGGGACACGGAGGCUUCGGGAGCGGGAAGCGGCCCUCCAGGAAAGGGAGCCCAAGAUGGAGGAGUUCCAGGCGGAACGGAGCGCCAGCAUCGGCCGCAUCGUAAGGUGGGCCGGUGAGGUGAACUCCUCCCUGGAAGCUCUCGGAGCAAACCCCAUCUGGGUGGCGGAGGCUCCUUCAUCGCUUGGCGUCGCCCUCCAGGUGCUGGACUCCGCCGCCGAGCGACUUCAAGGCCUGGAGUCCGGCAUGCUCAACCUCCUGGAGACAGAAGGGAGAGUAGUUGCCCGGGGGACGGCUGAGUACAUCCUCACCUGUUUCCGGAGCCACGACCCCGCCAUCCAACUAACUCCCGUCCUGGUUGGUCCCCUCCGGGCGACGGCGGCCGCCGCGAAGGAGGGUGUGCAGGAGGCGGCCGACAUGGUGGUGUCCCGCGUCCGACGCCGUCCCGAUGCCUCCAGACCACCAGGGCAAUAG
Molecule: messenger RNA, 1743 nt
Organism: Panicum hallii
Lineage: Eukaryota; Viridiplantae; Streptophyta; Magnoliopsida; Poales; Poaceae
Exons: 2
Coding region: 1-1743 (580 amino acids)
Source: RefSeq, a predicted model, not a curated record